CCUGCCCACUUUAAAAUGGCUACAGUCAUUGGAUUUGAGGGCAGUGCCAAUAAGUUAGGAAUAGGUAUCAUAAGAGAUGGAGUAGUUCUCUCUAAUGUUAGACACACUUAUAUAACGCCUCCUGGUCAAGGAUUCCAACCAAAGGACACUGCCAAGCACCACAGGGACCACAUACUACCAGUGCUGAAGCAAGCACUGAAGGAUGCUGGUAUAAGUCCAGCUCAAAUUGAUUGUGUAUGCUAUACCAAAGGACCAGGAAUGGGAGCUCCCCUCGUUACUGUUGCCGUGGUAGCAAGGACAGUGUCCCAGUUAUGGUGUAAGCCUCUUCUUGGUGUGAAUCAUUGUAUCGGCCAUAUUGAAAUGGGGCGAUUGAUAACUGGAGCUGUUAAUCCAACAGUCCUAUAUGUCAGUGGUGGUAAUACUCAAGUCAUUGCUUAUUCACGUAAAAGGUAUAGGAUCUUUGGAGAAACCAUUGACAUUGCUGUUGGAAACUGUCUUGAUCGAUUUGCACGAGUUCUUAAACUAUCGAAUGACCCAAGCCCUGGCUAUAACAUUGAGCAGCUGGCAAAGAAAGGAGAGAAGUACAUUGAACUACCUUACACUGUCAAAGGAAUGGACGUGUCAUUCUCUGGUCUAUUGUCUUAUAUUGAGUCGGUGGCUAAACAGAAAUUAGAGAAAGGAGAGUGUAGCCAGGCUGACCUGUGUUACUCUUUGCAGGAGACUGUGUUUGCAAUGUUGGUUGAGACCACAGAGAGGGCAAUGGCUCACUGUGGGUCUGAUGAGGUACUCAUUGUAGGAGGAGUGGGUUGCAACGAGCGACUGCAGGAGAUGAUGGGGGAGAUGGUGAGUGAGAGAGGAGGGAGGGUCUAUGCCAUUGAUGAGAGAUACUGCAUUGACAAUGGAGCAAUGAUAGCUCAAGCUGGAGCUGAGAUGUACUCUUCACUCAAUAAAUCAGGAGGUUGGGGUACCAGUGAUUGUGUGGGAAUCAGUGGGUCUUGGUGCACUCAGAGGUACAGAACUGAUGAAGUAGAAGUGACUUGGAGACACUGAACAUAAUGGACUCUAAAUAAUAAUGAAUUAAUGAUAAUGAUACUUUUCAUUAAAA
Molecule: messenger RNA, 1105 nt
Organism: Amphimedon queenslandica
Lineage: Eukaryota; Metazoa; Porifera; Demospongiae; Haplosclerida; Niphatidae
Product: probable tRNA N6-adenosine threonylcarbamoyltransferase
Exons: 2
Coding region: 16-1050 (344 amino acids)
Biological process (GO): tRNA threonylcarbamoyladenosine modification
Cellular component (GO): EKC/KEOPS complex; cytoplasm
Source: RefSeq, a predicted model, not a curated record